ACUUAUGCAUGACAUUGAACUACUAUUUCUCCUACGACUACUAGUAGCCUACUAAUAAAUACUAAUAAUAAUAAAAAUGUCUUUUUUACUUCUUAUAUAAUAAUAGCUAGCCAAUUCCUCUCAAAAUAUCUGUACCUAUCCUAGCUUGUACCCUAAGUUACGCAGUGCAGUUAGUGUUUAGGGAGAAGGGAGGAGGGUGCUAUUUGGGAUACAGCCCACGGUUCAUGGUGGGUGGCAGGAAGAGAUUUCCAGGUGGUGUCACGUUCACCUUCGGUUGUUUUGGCCAUGAAUUGAAGACCAACAGCAGCUAUUUAUUUAUUACAUAUAUAAUAUAUUAUUUUUUUUCUUCCAUCGAUGACGACUAAGAAGGAAUCCAGGAGGAACCGGGGGAAUGCUGCUGCGGCUCGCGGACUUCCCCUCGUCCCGCUCCGUGGUGCUGGAUCAGCGCGAGAGCUGUACUCUAUCCUGCGGACUUUGGUGCUGUGAGAGUCGGCGUGCCUCCUCAGGAAAGUGGCUGGAUAAUGAUUGCGGCCUGGGUGUCCGAGUCGUGGUGGAGGAAAACCCUGUAUGUGAGCGGAGGAGCCUUGCUCGCUGCUGCUGCUUAUCUCGUCUACGAACUGCUAUCUAUCAAGAAGGAGCAGGAACUCGACUCUACCGACGCCAUCAUCCUCCAUCAGUUCUCCCGACCUGUUCUCUCUCCGAGUCUUUAUCCGUUCUGCCUGAAGAUAGAGACCUACCUGAGAAUGGUGGACCUUCCCUAUCAGACUUACUCCGACGGCCGUCUCUCUGCUCAGGGCACGAUGCCGUGGAUCGAGUACAACCACGAGCGCGUGUCUGGGAUGGAGUUUAUCAUCGAGUUUCUGGAAAAGAAGCUGGGCGCGAGUCUCGAUAAGGGUCUGAGUGCGGAGGAUAAGGCCAUCACUCGCACCAUCACUAAAAUGGUGGAGGAACAUUUACACUGGACGUUAGCAUACUGUCAGUGGGUGGAGAACGUGGAGGAGACUCGCCACAUGCUGGGUGUGUGUGAGCUGCUGCAGUGGAGUGUGUGUGAGCUGAAUGGAAGUCUGGUGAAGAAGGAGAUGUACUGCCACGGCAUUGGCCGCUUCAACACACACCUCAUCCACACACUGCUAGAGAGAGACCUGCGCACUCUCUCCACACUGCUGGGAGAUAAGAAGUACAUCAUGGGCUCUAAAGUGUCCAGUGUGGACGCUGCAGUGUUUGGACAUCUUGCUCAGGCCAUGUGGACACUACCGGGAUCCAGACCAGCUCAACUCAUUAAAGGUGAGCUGCCGAACCUGGCACGGUACUGUGAGCAGAUCCGGCGCGAGUUCUGGCCCGAGUGGGUGCUAGGUUAUGAGGAUUUGUGUUCAGAGACGUGCGCGGACGCUCAUACACAGCACGGCCUGUUCUCCUGCGCUGACACGCUGGACGAGGUGGACACACACACUCUUUCACUCAAACGAUCACCGGACACAGACCGCUCCGGACGAUCACUCUACGACUCCGACAUCGAGUUGGACCAAUCGGACGCUGAGCUAAAGGACAAAGCUUGAACAAAGCUUUUUAUUAAAGCAUCAGGGUUGAAAUUCUUCUGUAAAGGCCGAGUAAAUAACCAAAAACAAAAGGUGAACUUAUAAAUCACUAUAAUGGCAACCUGUCACUCAAACACAGUGGUGUGUGUGUGUGUGUGUGUGUGUGUGUGUGUGUUUGAGAGACACAGGAUUUCCUGAAUAAAAUCCAUUCACUCAGAGUGUGAACUGAGAUGCUGUACAUAUUGGACAUCAGUUACUUGUUGAAGAAAUGUGUGUGUGUGUGUGUGUGUGUGUGGUUAAGCAUGUAAUUAAUUAAUCAAUUAAUUUGUUUGUUUGUUUGUUACUAAGUUGUGCAUAUGUUUCCCAGGUCUCAAAUCACAGAUCUUUUCUGCCAAUGACAAAAAUAUUUGAUCCCGAAUAUUUGAUUAAAUUUAAUUAUAAAUAUGUAUGUAUGAAUUUAUGUAUUUUUUAAAAAUGUAUUUAUUCAUUUAUUUAUUGGUUGAUUGAUUCUACAAAUGUGUCCUUUCUGUCAUCGCCCUAUAACUGUAAUAGACAGACGGAAAUGUUUUGAGGCGCAGUUCCUUAAACUUUAACCACAAUUCUAACACACACACAAACACACAGAGAGAGAGAAUUACGUGUUUGAUUGUACAGCGUUGCAGUUCCUUUUCCUAACCACAAGAUGGCGCACAUUCUCUUCGCGUUCUGCUUUUAAAAACAGGCUUUAAUGUGGAACAGUAUAAAACAUACUUUGUCAAUUCAUAUAAAAAAAAAUUCCUCACACACUGUAGUCGAAUGUAAAUGUGUGCACUCCAUUUUACACUUUAAAACAGCUGAAGUUCAGUUAGGAGGCUCAAUUAGACUCGGUUAGAUUUUUUUUUGUUUGUUUCUUUGUUUGUUUGCUAGCUUGCUAGUAAUCAACUCACAGGUUAGCAAGCAAACUCACGAUAUACAAAAGUUGUACCUCGAACUACAAACCUCAAAAUUAUUCUCAAACCUGAAUCUGAAAAGAUAAACUUUCUAAUAUUUCAAGUACCAUAUGAGGCUUUUUGCUACAAUCUUGUGCCAUUAUAGAUACAAGGACCCUAGACACCACAUUAGCUGUUCUUGCUAACUACUUUCAUCCAUCAAGACCUGUGUGAGUGGCUUGAGCAGCAGCACUAUAAUCAUCUUACCUCCAUGUUUAUUUAUAUAUCAUAUAUCUAUGCAUUUAUUGA
Ictalurus furcatus (blue catfish) is the source of this 2752-nucleotide messenger RNA. It is a transcript of the gene faxcb, whose product is annotated as failed axon connections homolog, metaxin like GST domain containing b. The coding region runs from base 522 to 1556 and encodes 344 amino acids. Gene Ontology annotation, cellular component: cytoplasm. The transcript has 6 exons. NCBI's taxonomy places the organism in Eukaryota, Metazoa, Chordata, Actinopteri, Siluriformes, Ictaluridae. The record is from RefSeq and is a predicted model, not a curated record.